AUGCCACUCCCAGCGGAACAAGCUGUGCCUCUCGCUAAUCCUGUAGCUUCUGGGGAAGCGGAAGCCGGUCCAUCUCAUGUGGCCCACUUUCCGUAUGACGAGGCGGAGGUCAUUGGGGGGGACUCGGUUCUGUCGAUCCGGAAGCGGCUUUUGGCGCGCAACCAAAAUCCCUUUCCCUCCGCGGAAGAACUCCGUAUUGCUCAUGUUGAUGCCCAAGACUGGUUUGAGGUCAAAGCAGAUAUCGCCAUGGAAAUGUCUGCUCAUGAUCCAACUGGUGAUUGGUUGAACCGGGGGGCACAGGCCCUCGACAACCCGCGGACAAAAACUGGGGAAGAUUCUUUGGAGAAUCUCUUCAUUAUACGCGACAAACUUCGCCAACGGGACUGGGAAACCAUCAAGAAUUUGCAAGAAAAGAUGGUUUUCAGGAGGGGCUAA
Molecule: messenger RNA, 435 nt
Organism: Arachis duranensis
Lineage: Eukaryota; Viridiplantae; Streptophyta; Magnoliopsida; Fabales; Fabaceae
Exons: 1
Coding region: 1-435 (144 amino acids)
Source: RefSeq, a predicted model, not a curated record